UGACGCCCCAGCGGUAACAAAGGCAUGUUUAGUCUUCUUGGAUCUGUAGUCACUGACUGAUUUGAACGCACACCGCGUAAUACUCCACACUCCACACACGUGUGCUCGGAGUGAAAUGGCACCACGUAGAGAAUUACGAUCUAACCUGAAUUCAGCAAAAACUUUGAAGAAAAAUACCAAGAAUUGGUACGAAAAUUACUUAGAAUGGGAAAAGUUUGUUUCCUUAUUCACAGAUCCAAGAAAAUUAAUUAUAAUUGGCAGAGUGUUUAUUGUUUUGGAAAUUAUUUUAAAUACAUUGGUUAUCGAAAAAGUACCAUACACAGAAAUUGACUGGAAAGCAUACAUGCAAGAAGUCGAGGGCUUUUUGAAUGGAACAUUGGAUUACUCCAAACUGAGAGGUGACACUGGACCAUUAGUAUAUCCUGCAGGAUUUGUUUAUAUAUUUUCGAUACUACACUUCAUCACGGGACGUGGAGCGAAGAUAAAAAUAGCGCAGUACUCCUUUGCAGCUCUGUAUAUAAUAUUACUUACUUUGGUUUUUCGAAUUUAUGCAAAAACUAAAAAAGUUCCUCCUUAUGUCUUAAUUAUUAUGUGCUGUACAUCUUAUAGAGUUCAUUCUAUAUUUACUUUGAGACUUUUCAAUGACCCAGUUGCAAUGGUGUUAUUGUUUGCAAGCUUGAAUGCAUUUUUAGACGAUCAUUGGUAUUUAGGAAGCAUUCUUUACAGCUUAGCAGUGUCUGUAAAAAUGAACAUUUUAUUAUUUGCACCAGCACUUUUAGUAGCUUAUUUAUGUAAUUUAGGAUUAAUUAAGACAACUGUACAUUUGUUUAUUUGUGCUUUUAUUCAGUUAAUAUUAGGUCUUCCUUUCUUACUUAACAAUCCACUUGCAUAUAUAAAAGGUGCUUUUGAUCUUGGAAGAGUUUUUGAAUUUAAAUGGACUGUAAAUUGGAGAUUUUUACCAGAUAAUGUUUUUAUCCAUCCAUAUUUUCAUGUAUUACUAUUAGUACUACAUAUAUUAACCAUAAUUUAUUGCAUACCAACCUGGAUAAAAUAUAUGAAGUCCUAUGCAAAAUUAAAAUAUAUAGAGGAAAACGUACAAUCACAGUUAAAGAAGAAAGAAAAAGUAGAUAUGUCUACAAUGAGUCAAUUGUUUAUCUUUCCAUUUUUUGUUGCAAAUUUUAUUGGUAUAACAUUUAGUAGAUCCUUGCAUUAUCAAUUUUAUAUAUGGUAUUACCAUACACUGCCUUACAUUGCAUGGUGUACAGACUAUAAGAGUGUUAUAAAGUUGACCAUUUUGGGAAUAAUAGAAUUAUGUUGGAAUACUUAUCCAAGUACUAUUCUUAGUAGCGUCUUGUUACAUAUAUGUCAUUUAAUAUUAUUAUAUGGCCUUCUGAAAGAUAAAUCUAAGAAUGAAUAAUAAAAAUAAAAAUUGUAUACUUCAUAUAGAAUUGUAUAUUUCACCAUUAUAAUGUUUGAAUAUUUAAUUACAGUAUCUAAAACA
This is a messenger RNA of Osmia bicornis bicornis, 1501 nucleotides long. RefSeq names its product lethal(2)neighbour of Tid protein (gene Alg3). The transcript has a single exon. Gene Ontology annotation, molecular function: dol-P-Man:Man(5)GlcNAc(2)-PP-Dol alpha-1,3-mannosyltransferase activity. Gene Ontology annotation, cellular component: endoplasmic reticulum. Lineage: Eukaryota; Metazoa; Arthropoda; Insecta; Hymenoptera; Megachilidae. The record is from RefSeq and is a predicted model, not a curated record. The coding region runs from base 116 to 1417 and encodes 433 amino acids.